Molecule: messenger RNA, 357 nt
Organism: Blepharisma stoltei
Lineage: Eukaryota; Ciliophora; Heterotrichea; Heterotrichida; Blepharismidae
Source: the annotation of a GenBank genome assembly
AUGGUAUCAAGACUCGCAGGACUUUUACGAAGAUUUUCCAAUCUCAAUUCGGAGAACCUAUCACUAUUACUUCAGCUCCCAGGCAUAAAAAAUUCAAAAUCCGGCCUUUAUGCUAUGUUUUUCAAUUGCAAUGUAUGCAAAACCCGAAGUGCCAAAACAUUUUCAAAGGAUGCGUACAAUAAUGGCGUAGUAAUUGUCCAAUGUGACGGCUGCCACGUCCACCAUCUUGUAGCUGAUCACCUUGGCUGAUUCCAUGACAAAGGCACCACAAUCGAAGAUAUAAUGCGUGAAAAAGGCAAAAGCGUCCGAAGAAUCGAAAACCAAACAGAAGUCUUAGAGUUUAUUAAUAGCAACUAA